CCCCCCGAGGCCAUUUUUGGGGUGCCCCAGUCGUCCCGAAGGGUCGCUGGAGACCCGAAUGACUAUCCAAAAGCCAAGCCCCUGUCGUCGUGAACAGGAUCACGGCAAAGGAUGCUUGCCCAUCUGCGGCCUCGGGGGCCCUCACCGAACUAGGGGGCCGUCCGAAGACGGCGCGGGGCGGAAGGCCAGCCCAGGGGAGAGGGUCCAGACGCCUGCACACGUGGAGCCACGUUGCGAAACAGCCACGACGUCGCGUGUCUGGGAAUCCGGGCGUGGAACAAAAUGCCAAGCUCAAGGCGAAUUUUUGUUCGCCGUCUUUGACCUCCUUGGGCCCCUCGCCAGGCACCGCACGCUCGCAAGAGGGCGCGGCUAGACGGCGCAUCGGCAGGAAUUCCGCUUGAGAAAAGGCCAAGGCGAACAUGAAAAAAAACCGGAACGCGAGCGCGCCGGAGCACAGACACCGUACACAUACCACUGCUUAGCAGCGGAUGGCUUUACAGUCUCGUGGAAAACGCGCAGAGGAGGAGGAGGAGGAGGAGGCGGAGGCGGAGGAGGAGGAGGAGGAGGAGGAGGAGGAGGAGAGGCGGCGGAGGAGGGCAAGGCCUGGCCCUCAGGGCGAGCGCUCCGAGGGCAGAGCCUCGAAGCGGAGCCCCGGGGAGCCCCAGAGGCACGACGCGGUCGCGCAGGCGCCACCGAGCAGGCAGCCCGGCGCCCCCUCCGACGCCGCGCCUUCACGGCGCCACGCGCGCGGAGCCGCCGCCGCAGCCACAGCCGCAGCACCACCUCCGACGCCUGAGCCUGAUGGCUCCGUGGCCGUGGCCGCAGCCGCACCUUCAUCUCGACACGCCCCUGGCCCUCCGACGGUCCCAGCGGGCCCCUCGCCGCGCACCUUGGCGGCCCCGUCGGCGUCGCGGGGCUGCCGCGUAGCCUCUUCGCGCACGCCCUUGGGGCCGCCGGCGGGCUUCGGGCGGUCCCGGAACACUGACAUCAGCACGAUGCUGGCGAACAUCACGGAAUACAGCCACACGCGGUUGUCACGCUCGGGAUGUUGUCAUAUAGCGUCACCUGCAAAAUGUAUCCAAAAGCCAUGCACGCGGAAUUGUUGAUUAUCGCGCUCGCGGCUGCCGGGCACAACUGCGAACCAGCGCUGAUCAAAAGGGUUGCAAAGCCCGUUGAUAUCACAAGCAAAGUAAACCAGCCAAUGGCGCCUGAAGCUGAGGCAGUCAAUGUGCCCGACGGGUGCUCAUCAACAAGUCGCGUCAAGGGCAGAACCAUAAACACAAUUGAUGCCUGUGCAACCGUCGCUAGCGUCAGCAGCGAUGGCGCAGCUGUGGGGCAUUUUCUGGACGCAAUAAAAAUGCCUGCUUUGCUCAUGCCAGAUAAAAGCGCUAGAAUGU
This is a messenger RNA of Prorocentrum cordatum, 1397 nucleotides long. The record is from the annotation of a GenBank genome assembly. NCBI's taxonomy places the organism in Eukaryota, Dinophyceae, Prorocentrales, Prorocentraceae.